Brettanomyces bruxellensis is the source of this 2538-nucleotide messenger RNA. RefSeq lists its product as uncharacterized. NCBI's taxonomy places the organism in Eukaryota, Fungi, Ascomycota, Pichiomycetes, Pichiales, Pichiaceae. Gene Ontology annotation, molecular function: clathrin-cargo adaptor activity. The record is from RefSeq and is a predicted model, not a curated record. Gene Ontology annotation, cellular component: membrane coat; Golgi apparatus; AP-1 adaptor complex. The transcript has a single exon. Gene Ontology annotation, biological process: receptor-mediated endocytosis; Golgi to vacuole transport; intracellular protein transport. The coding region runs from base 1 to 2538 and encodes 845 amino acids.
AUGGGCUCACUAAGAUCAUUCAUCAGGGCUGUGCGUUCCAGCCGGACCAUUGCCGAUGAAAGGGCUGUUAUAAGAAAGGAAUCAGCUAAAGUUAGAACUGCAUUCAGAGAUCCACAUUUGGAUGAGCCACAUUUAAGGAAAAACAUUGAGAAAUUGCUCUACCUCUACAUAUUGGGCGAGCCAACAUCAUUUGGACAGGUCGAAUGUCUUAAGUUACUUACUUCAAGGUCGUACAUCAACAAAAGGUUAGGAUAUUUGGCCGCUAUGCUUAUUUUGGAUGAGAAUCAAGAAAUUCUUACGCUUCUAACCAAUUCGUUGGAUAUUGACAUCAAAAGCACAAACCCAUAUGUUGCGGGCUUGGCAUUAUGUACAUUGGGAAAUAUUGCAUCUCCGGAAUUGGCUAAAGAUUUGUAUGCUGACGUGGACAGAAUGUUAGACAACGAUCCAAAUCACAGCAGCAACAUAUCAACUCCAUAUUUGAGGAAAAAGGCUACAAUUGUUGCGGCAAAGCUUAUAGAUAAGGACCCUGAUCUUUCCGAGCUGUUUAUAGGACGUAUUCCAAUGCUUUUGAGGGAAAAAUCGCACGGCGUUCUUCUUGGUGCUUUGCAUCUUGUUAGGGAGACCUUUAUUCACGAUCCAACAUCUCGUGAAAUACUUCGCAAACAGGCUCCAGUGAUUCUUUCACACCUUCGCUUUUUGGUAAGUACAGGCUACUCUCCAGAAUAUGAUGUGCGCUCUGUUCCGGAUCCUUUUCUUUACUGUUCAUUAUUACAAACACUCCGAUGUCUUUUAGAUAAGGAUGACAACAAUCCAAAUCUUGAGGCUCUCAACGACUUACUUGCUCAAGUUUGUGCUCGUCUCGAGAACUCAAAAGGCCCAGGAUACGCUGUUUUAUACGAAGCAGUACAAACAAUAUUUGCAAUAAAUUCGGAUUCCUCGUUGAAGGUGCUAGGAAUCAACAUUCUUAGUAAAUUCCUUUCAUUAAAGGACAACAACACUAGAUACGUGGCAUUGAACACAUUACUGAGUGUUAUAGAAUAUGAACCACUUGCAGUUCAGCGUCACAGGAAUAUUGUUGUUGGAUGUUUACAGGACGGUGAUAUCUCCAUAAGGAGACGUGCUUUAGAACUUACCUUUGCAAUUAUGAAUAAUCAAAAUAUCCGCAUGCUUACGAAAGAGUUGCUCAAAUUCUUGGGUAGAUCGGAGGAGGAUAACGACUUGAAAUCAUAUAUAACGACACAGUUCACUUUGGCUUGCUAUAAGUACUCACCAGGACUCGAAUGGACAUUCCACACACUUAUCCAAUUGCUUGAAAAGGCAGGAGAUUAUUUUUCAGAUGAUAUUUUAUCAAGUAUUCUUGCUCUCACUAUGCAGAAUGAAGAUAAGGAACUCACAAAGAAGCUUGUAAUUCAUUUGAUUGCCGCAUCAUCUUCACCCGACGCGGCUUCCGAGUUUGGACUAUCGUUAAUCACAAUUUGGUGUCUUGGUGAAUACGGAGACCUCGUUGUAGGUGUGCCAAAUUAUAAAAGUGAAAAACUAAUUACGGAGAAGCAGGAAGUGGAUCAGCUUGAGCUACUAUUAAACGCAUCAAUUCUUAAGAAGAGUUCAAGAAGGGACCAGAUCCGGCUUUACAUUCUUACGGCAUCCCUUAAAUUAUCCUCACGAUUCAAAUCAGCUAAGCAGAUUGAACAUUUACGCCAAAUGAUCAACAAGUUCAAGAAUGAUACGAACUUGGAAAUACAGAUCCGUGCAAUCGAGUAUACAGAAAUCUUUACUGAAACAAAAACAAUUAAGAGGGGUCUUUUGGAAAGGAUGCCUCCACCUCCAAGAAAGGAACAUCAAGGCAUUGCUUUGUUUGACAGAGAAGCAGGUAGGGAGAAGACAUCAAGUGGAGAGAGUGAUCAGAAAAAAGACACCGGUGAAAUGUUAUUGGAUCUUCUCGAUGAUGAAGAUAAUGUAGAUGAUCAGAAAGCGGAAGAGAGUACUUCUGGAAAUGCUGAAAUAUCUGAAUCAAAGAACGGUGCUCUUGACAUACUAAAUGAUAUUUUUGGUGAUACUGGAAUGUCUCACAAUGCACAGCAACCAGCUAAAAAACAAAGCACUUCAAAUAAGGACAUUCUAGACUUGUUCGGAAGUGUUGGAGGUGCUUCAACCACCAAAAAGACAGAGGCAGUUGACAAAAUAAGUAUUCCAGAAACGGCAAUUACCGCUUAUGAUGAUGGAAAUAUAUAUUGUGGUGUUGAUGUGGAAUCAAUUGGGGAUGGAAAGGCUAACCUAGAUAUUAUAGUUAAGAAUAUUUCAAGUGCGAGUACAAUAAACGGAAUCACCGUUCUUUGUGCAGUGACAAAAAAGCAGAAACUUGACUUGUCAGCAUUAACUCAGCGGGAACUUGCACCUAAAAAACUUGGAAAGUUGAAAGCAAAGAUUUUAGGACCUUCAGGUUCGAAAGUGAAACUGAGAGUGAGAUUGAGCUAUAAUGUUGGUGGGGAGAAGAUUCAAAGGCAAUUUGACUUUGCCGGAAUCCAGCAGCGUUUGUAA